UAUGGUCAAUUGAUUACGAUACUCAUUCUAUAUAUAAGAAAACUUUCCAAUGGUUAUACAUAAACAGACGAAGAAACUGUGAAUUGCAAGGUCUAAAUAUGACGAAUAAUGAAACCUGCCGUGUGUGGUCACGUAUAGAACGCCAAAGGAGAGAUGGCAGUGUUAUAAAAUUACGAUUCCAAGAGCCACCACCUUCUGUCAUGGGAAAUGUAAUAGACUUUUUAGCAGAGUAUUUCACAAAGGAUGAAACUUUCAAUAAGGCAGCAGGAGUAUGCUCUAAUCCUGAGGCUAUGGCGGAAUUUAGACUACUUUUAAAAGAUAUGACGCCUUCACCGAUAGUCAUUUGCUGCCAUGAUAAUGAUACUGAAGAGAUUGAAGAAAUCAUUGGUGUCUCCGUAGCUGACGUUGUAAAAGAUAUUAAAGAUCAAUUAGAUGAUUUUAAGUUACAGACAAAGGAACUUGAAACUGCAGUGAAUUUGCUGAUUGAGUGCGAAAAAUUAGCUGAAGAUGUAACUAAAGAAUUCAAAGCUCACUUGGCUGGAAGAGUAAUGACUGUACACCCUAACUAUAGAGGUCUUGGUAUCGCAAGCGAAUUUGUUAAGAUAAGACGAUUAUUAAUGAUUGAUCAAAAUUUACCAUUGACUUGUUCCUGGAUGACGGCGUAUGGUAGUCAAAAAGCAGCUGAAAAAGACAACUGGGAGACUUUGUUCGAAGUAAAAACUGAAGAAUUAGCAAAGAAAUCUGGCGUUGUAUUUGGAGAUUCACCGCCUACAAUAAAAUUAAUGACAUUUAGAAAUCCUAAAUGAUCGCUGUGUGUUGCGUAAUUAUUACUUAGCUUUUCGUUUAUUAUUUUCAUUUUCAUUAAAGACAUUUA
Molecule: messenger RNA, 874 nt
Organism: Papilio polytes (common Mormon)
Lineage: Eukaryota; Metazoa; Arthropoda; Insecta; Lepidoptera; Papilionidae
Exons: 4
Coding region: 99-806 (235 amino acids)
Molecular function (GO): N-acetyltransferase activity
Source: RefSeq, a predicted model, not a curated record